AUGUGUUCUGCGCCAAAACUCCACGACCAACGUGUGAGAGACAUUCAGCGACAGGUCCGUGAAUGGAGAAAAGAUGGGGGCAAACAGUUCAUGUGCACAGGACGUCCUGGCUGGCUCACGGUGUCGCUGCGAGUGGGAAAGUACAAGAAAACCCACAAAAACAUUAUGAUCAACAUGAUGGACAUUCUGGACGUGGACACACAGAGGCAGGUGGUGCGAGUUGAACCUCUGGCGAACAUGGGGCAGGUGUCCGCUCUCCUCAACUCUAUCGGCUGGACUUUGCCAGUGGUGCCUGAACUCGAUGACCUCACUGUAGGUGGGCUGGUGAUGGGCACAGGCAUCGAGUCGUCCUCUCACAUCUAUGGGCUGUUCCAACACAUCUGCGUGGCCUAUGAGCUGGUGUUGGCUGAUGGCAGUUUGGUGCGCUGCACUGAGGAGGAGAAUCCAGACCUCUUCCAUGCUGUGCCUUGGUCUUGUGGAACACUGGGGUUCCUGGUUGCAGCUGAAAUCAAAAUAGUUCCUGCUAAACCAUGGGUGAAGCUGCGCUACGAGCCAGUGAGUGGCCUGGAAAACAUCUGCAAACGCUUCACAGCAGCAUCUGAAAACAAACAGAACACAUUUGUGGAGGGCCUCCAGUACUCGCUGGACUCUGCUGUGAUCAUGACCGGGACCAUGACAGACCACGCAGAGCCAGAUAAGAUCAACAGAAUCGGGCUUCACUUCAAACCCUGGUUCUUCAAACACGUGGAGGGAUUCCUGAGCCAUGGUCCCAAGGAAGAGUACAUCCCACUGAGACACUACUACCACAGACACACACGCAGCCUCUUCUGGGAGAUACAGGAUAUUAUUCCUUUUGGCAACAACCCUGUGUUCCGGUGGGUGUUCGGGUGGAUGGUCCCUCCAAAGAUCUCGCUGCUGAAGUUGACUCAGGGGGAAACGAUUCGUCAGCUUUACGAACAACACCACGUGGUUCAGGACAUGCUCGUGCCCAUGAAGGAUCUGCACCGCGCCAUCACCUGCUUCCACCAGGAAAUCAAUGUUUAUCCACUGUGGCUGUGCCCCUUUACUUUGCCGCCGGGUCGAGGGAUGGUCCACCCUAAAGGUCAGGAGGAGGAGCUGUAUGUGGACAUCGGAGCUUAUGGAGAACCAAGAGUGAAACAAUUUGAAGCCAAAGCCACGACACGACAGCUGGAGAAGUUUGUCAGAGAUGUGAAUGGGUUCCAGAUGCUGUAUGCAGACGUGUACAUGGACCGUGAUGAGUUCUGGCAGAUGUUUGAUGGACAGUUGUAUCAUCGGCUUAGAGAAGAGCUCGGCUGUAAAGAUGCUUUUCCGGAAGUUUUCGACAAAAUCUGCAAAACUGCUCGACAUUAA
Messenger RNA from Knipowitschia caucasica, 1371 nucleotides. NCBI's taxonomy places the organism in Eukaryota, Metazoa, Chordata, Actinopteri, Gobiiformes, Gobiidae. The record is from the annotation of a GenBank genome assembly.